UGUGACCAAAACAGCCUAUCUCUGGAGCGAAACAACACGCUGUUUUCCCACAAUACGCGGCCUCGGCCCCAAAAAUAAGCGUCGUAAUCCCUUUCCGAUCGUCUUCGGUCAGUCCCCGAUCGUAAUCUUCCAUUUUGCUCGAUCUGUUUCGGGUCCGGGGCACACAAGAAUGUGCAAAAGAUCCGAUCUUUCUGUGUCUUUUGCUUGGAAUCCAGCUUCUCCUCUAGUCUCCCUGCCCAAAAUCUCAAAUUGAAGAUUGAUUGGGUGAAAAGUUCGUGUUCUUAUUUGAUUUCGCGUUUCAAAGUUGGAAUUUUUUUUCCUUUUUUCUUUUGCCUGUCGCGGUAUGCUUGGAGCUGCUAAAGAUCGUUUCUUGAGUGGUCGUUAGGCUUUUUGUGGUAUGUUCUUCCCUUUUGAAUGGGCUUCUUGUAUUGCUUUCUCGUGGUAGUUGAAUGCUAACUCACUGCCCCCGUCCCCUCCUCUUCUCAUCCGUUUCACGUUGUCGCCCUGGUGAAUGGUGCUCGGUCUUGUGAACUAUUAGCUAUCGAUGUGUUGUAUUUGUCAUCUUGUUAUUGAGUUCUUCAGCAGUUAUUUACAUCUUUUGUUCAUCUUGUUGCAAGACUUGUUUCGGCUCAGAGGAAUAAUUGCUUAUGCCAUCAACUAAUUUGCAAUUAUCCCAAGAUUUGAGUUCAUAUGCAAAUAUCUAGUAGCCAGAUCUGCUAUUUGUAGCGUCUUUUAUGUCGAUAUGCUUGGAAUUAAUGGGACAAGCUGAUGCAUUUCAUGCACUUUUCAUCAGGUUUAAAGGGUAUCUUCCUCGAAACACUGGUGAUCACCGAAGAUUUUUGAGAGAAUGAUUGUUCGUAUUCGCUAUCACUUUUGAUCGUUCAAUCUGGCACGAGGAAGGCUGAGUUAUAUUAUACUGGCAUCAUGAAGUUCAAAGAAGGCGAUAGGGUGGAGGUGUUGAGAAGUAAGGAGGAGCAGUAUGGUUCUUGGUUUCCUGCUAAAAUUACCUCGCUAAAUGGAUACACAUAUACUGUAAGAUAUGAGUUGUUUCAUAGUUCCGAUGGGAAGCCUGUGGUCGAAACAGUGCAUGAGGGGGACGUUAGGCCUUCCCCACCGCCACAGGAUCGCAGAGAGCUUCGUUUGGUUGUUGGUGGCAUAGCUGAGGUGCUUGAUCUCUGCGCUUGGAGAGUUGGGAAGGUCAUGAAAGUCAUAAAAGAAGAUCGCAUUGUGAUCAAACUCUUUGGUUCCAUCCAACUUCAAGAACACAGUGUGUCUGACCUAAGAGUUCCACAAGCUUGGCAGAACAACCAAUGGCUUAUGAUUGACAUGGGAAUCAAGGGGAAGCAAUUUGGCUAUGAUUACAUCCCAUCUAGCUCCAAUUCUGCAAGAAAAUUGGAUUGUGGUGCAAGUCAAGGCAUUGACAAACAAGCUUCACCUGGACAGAGAUGUAAGCAAAAGCGUGCCAGCUGCAAUUCGCCUAUCAAAGCUGGGAAGAGGAAUCUCAACUCUCACUGUGGCUUCUCUCCUGUUAAUUUAGUUGGAGGAACCAAAUGGAAAAGGAAAUCCAGCACAGACAAAUCAAAUAAGUUAUCUACAAGAUCACUGCCUAAAAAGGUAGAUUGUGUCUCUUUCUCGAAAGAUAUAGUUGCUGAGCAUUUCCUGCACAAAUCCAAUAAAGAUCGAACCACCACAUUUCCUCAGAUGAAUGCUGACAAGGGGUUCACUAACAAUCAUGUCGUGAAUUCAUCUUCAAUACCUUUAGCAGUCACUGAAGAGGAUAUUGAAUGCUCUGUUGCUAGUUGUAGUGGUAAUGAGUAUCCAGGAUAUAGUUAUCAAAAUCUCAGAGAACACUGUAAAGAUACUGCAUUGGAUAGUUUUGAUGAUGCCAUAUCAUCAUGCCCAAUAGAAGGGAAAGAGUAUCAAAGCAAAUCUGGAGAUGAAUUAGCUGCCAAUGUCCAUGAAUUAGAGCUACAAGCAUACCAAUAUACUAUGCAAGCUUUGCAUGCCUCUGGUCCCUUGAGUUGGGAGCAAGAAUCACUUCUAACAAAUCUUCGUCUCUCUCUCAAUAUAUCUAAUGAAGAACAUUUACUUCAUCUGAGGCACCUGUUAUCUGCUUAAGUUCUCUGUUCAGGAUCAUAGAAUUCGUAGGUACGUCUUAAACUUCUGUGAAGAUCAUUUCCAGAACUGGCAUUUAGAUAGUUUCAAUCUGUUUAUAGUGAACGGUUAUACUGUCGAUAAGAAUGCUGGAGUUUCUGGAAAGCAGUUCUUUUCUAGACUCUUGUUGUAACAUAUAUGUAGAUAUUUUUUUAUCUAGCAUUUAGCGCUGGUUCUUGCAAUAAGCUGAUAUUUUCUGUUUCUAAAGUGGAAUUUAAUGCAGAGCAAUUUGUGUUGCUUUUGAUGUUGGUUUCUCAGCUGAAUUAUGUCAAGUUGCUUCUGUUGGCAGAGUUCCACACAAAUGUAUGGUCAACUAUUCCAUAGUUUGGUGAAGCAAUUGCAUCUCUGAGGGUUGCCUAUGGAGGAUUUGUACUGUUUAGGAGUUAC
Musa acuminata AAA Group (dessert banana) is the source of this 2541-nucleotide messenger RNA. RefSeq lists its product as uncharacterized. The record is from RefSeq and is a predicted model, not a curated record. The transcript has 2 exons. The coding region runs from base 925 to 2118 and encodes 397 amino acids. NCBI's taxonomy places the organism in Eukaryota, Viridiplantae, Streptophyta, Magnoliopsida, Zingiberales, Musaceae.